AUGUUGUCUACCAUUCGGAACAUUUUUGCCCUCGUGGCGCUGAUGGUUUUGGCUUCGCCAGCCACUGCGUUACCCAAUAUCAGAGUCUUGCCUUUGGGUGACUCUAUCACAAAAGGAACAGGCUCAACAGGCAUUGUUGGAUAUCGCCUACCGUUGCGACAAAAGAUUCUUGCACAAGGUGUCAAGGUCAAUAUGGUUGGCACUUUGAAGAAUGGGAACAUGGUCGAUGCACACCACGAAGGCCACAGCGGCAAGCUUCUAUCAGACAUCAACGGGUACUGGCAAACCCCCAUGAAAGCCAAACCCAACGUCGUCCUCAUCCACGCCGGUACAAACAACAUGGACCGAGGAAUUGACCUCGACAUCGCAGACAAGAUCAUGGCCGAUAUUGUCGACGGCAUCUUCAAACUCUCUUCAGACGUAACCAUUCUACUUGCACCAGUAAUUUGGGCCGAUGAUGCGAAAAUGCAAGCCAACACCAACAAAUUCAAUCCCAAAAUCCGAGCACUCAUCGCCGCGCGACAAAAGUCCGGCAAGAAGAUUCUGGAGGUUCCAAUUGAUAUCAAGAAAGCUGAUCUGGCUGACUCGAAGCAUCCCAAUGAUGAUGGUUAUGAUAAGAUGGCUGAUGCUUGGUUGAAGGGGAUUCUUGCUGCUGAUAAGAGGGGUUGGUUGAAGAUGCCUACUCCCAUGAAGGAGAGCGAUGCGCCUGGAACUGGAUUGGGUGCGUGA
Fusarium coffeatum is the source of this 729-nucleotide messenger RNA. RefSeq lists its product as uncharacterized. Gene Ontology annotation, molecular function: phosphatidylcholine lysophospholipase A1 activity. The record is from RefSeq and is a predicted model, not a curated record. The coding region runs from base 1 to 729 and encodes 242 amino acids. NCBI's taxonomy places the organism in Eukaryota, Fungi, Ascomycota, Sordariomycetes, Hypocreales, Nectriaceae. The transcript has a single exon.